AUUCCCAGGAAAUUUUUUUGGGAGUGAUUCAGGAAGCGUGACGUAAUUUUUCUUUUUCUUCAGCUCACCAUGUCUGCUCCGGGUUACCCAGGUGGUUAUUCYACGCCCCCUUAUCCAGCAGGGGGUUACCCUGAUCCCAGUCAAGCACCUCCUCCAGGCUUCAACAUGGCCUACAGUCCGGCUCAGCCUGUUAUGUAUCAACCAGGCCCGAUGGGACCCAGUCCAGGUCAGGGGCCGGAGUAUGGCGGUCCACCGAUGGGGAUCUCAUCAGCCCCAGCUUCUGUCCCGACUGGGGUCCCACCAGGACUUGAAUACCUCACACAGAUCGAUCAGAUCCUGAUUCAUCAAAAAGUGGAGCUCCUGGAAGCGUUCAUCGGUUUCGAGACCAACAACCAGUACGAGAUCAAGAACAGCCUGGGCCAGAAGAUCUACAAGGCCAAGGAGAAGAACGACUGCUGCACCAGGAACUGCUGCGGCUCUCUGCGCAGCUUCGACAUGAAGAUCAAGGACAACACGGACCGAGAGGUCAUCCGCCUCAUCCGGCCRUUCCGCUGCGUCUCCUGCUGGUGUCCCUGCUGCCUGCAAGAGCUGGAGGUCCAGGCUCCACCGGGCACCACCGUCGGGUACGUCAAGCAGGACUGGCACCCCUGCCUGCCCAAGUUUUCCAUCCAGGGCCCCAACAAGGAGACUCUGAUGAGACUGGAAGGGCCCUGCUUCGCCUGCAACUGCUGCGGGGACGUCAACUUUGAGCUGAAGGGGAAAGACGAUCAAGUCAUUGGGCGCAUCAGCAAGCAGUGGAGCGGCCUCCUGAAGGAGGUCUUCACCGACACCGACAACUUCGGCAUCCAGUUCCCGUUGGACCUGGACGUGAAGAUGAAGGCCGUGCUCAUGGGCGCUUGCUUCCUCAUCGACUUCAUGUUCUUUGAGAAGGUGGGAGACGCCAACCAGCGCAGCACCGUCUUUUCAUAACUGAAGAGAACCAAGGCCCAGGCUCCGCCUCCACUCAUUCUCCGUCUGUUUUUUUACUCUUACCAUUCUUCAGCUCUUCAUCUAGAAUCCAUAAAGAAAGCCAUUUGAGGUCAUUAGUUGCUAAUUGGAUUAAAUCAUUUAGGAAUAUCUGUCCAGUCCCAGAAACUGUGCUGAACAUUUCAACCUCAUGUCGUGUUCGUCCGUUUGUCUCAUUAUCAAUGUUUUAUAAUCUUCCUAUUUUAUGAAGCAUUUAUAUYCCGUGUAGUGCAAUAUUGUUGUGGGUGUAGAAAAUGUGUCAGUCGCUUUGUUUUUCAAAGUUUUAGUCGAAGAAGUCAGUUAAUGUCUUCAGAUUCAGAAAGUGUCCUCYCAAAAAUCUUGACUUUUACCAGCUUCGGCUGUUAAUUAGCUAAUGUUAGCAUGUAUGCACGCAAAUAACUAUUAACCUCAACUGCUAUAUAUAAAAAAAAAGAAGAAGGUGUGGUCACAAACUCUGUUCUUAUCAUCGUGUUUCAUCGAGCGGGAAGUGCUAACUAAGUGCUAAGUACUAACAGGAAGUGGUUAUGUUGGACAGCUGUGAAGUGUUCACUAAAAACGAUCAUUCUCUUUCACUCCACUGCCUUAAAAUAUAAAGCCCCCCACACCCCGGUGGUCCACCAGCCUCUCGGGGUAGUGUCUGGUAAAACUGGUGCAGAGGCUGUAAAGUAAAGAUCACAUGCUUCUGUGGGGAUAUAACAGUUGCCGUGGAUGCCACUGCCGGAGCGUAACCUCUCUCUUUAUUUUUGGUUGUUUUUUCACACCCCAGCAGCACUGUCUGAUUUAAAUACGGCCAGUUUGAAGAUAUGAGACAGUCUGACCGAUGGGUGAGAGCAGAAUAAAGUAAAAAAAAAACUAAAGUUUGAAGAGGAAAUAAAAGGUUUUGUUUGUGUUUUCUUUUUAAAGUGGACGUUGAGGUUUGUGAACACUCCAGUGACCUCAGAGGUUUCAAACCAACUCGAUUAUGAACCUUCAGCUGAUUGAGCUUUACCAUGUUUUAURUUAAUGGAACAAAUUUGUGUCAAAGGGGAAAUUAAAAAACAAUAUUCUGCUGAGWUUUUUGUUCGAUGAAAAGUUUGCAACUUUUAUUACCUUUUUUCUCUGAUGUGUAAUCUUCAUAAACCAUAAAAGAAGCCAAAGAUUUUUUCAUGUUUUAUCAGCAGCAUCUGAUCACUUUUCUACUGUUCAUUGUCCUAAUUUUGUUUUUUUGUUUUUUUACAUAAUCGAAUGUAUUUCAGUAAAUAAACUUGUGCCAUGUUAAA
Molecule: messenger RNA, 2264 nt
Organism: Austrofundulus limnaeus
Lineage: Eukaryota; Metazoa; Chordata; Actinopteri; Cyprinodontiformes; Rivulidae
Product: phospholipid scramblase 2
Biological process (GO): plasma membrane phospholipid scrambling
Cellular component (GO): plasma membrane
Molecular function (GO): phospholipid scramblase activity
Source: RefSeq, a predicted model, not a curated record